AUGGGUAAGAAGAGCAAGGGUCUCUUCACCUUUCGCCGCCGGUCUAAGAAACCCGCCGUGCCAUCUCCGUCUCCGCCGCAUCCUACGGCGGUCGAAAUCACUAGUUCACCGUCGGAGAAUCGAUUGGUUACAAAAGCUAAGAAAAAAACCGGUGGAGCCAGGCUAUGGAUGCGGUUCGACCGGUCUGGCCGGUCGGAGCUCGUGGAGUGGGAGAAAAACACGAUCAUCCGCCAUGCCGCAAUUCCAGCAAGAGACCUCAGGAUUCUUGGCCCUGUCUUCUCCCAUUCAUCCAAUAUACUCGCGAGAGAUAAAGCGAUGGUGGUUAAUUUGGAGUUUAUAAAAGCAAUAGUAACAGCUGAAGAAAUUUUAUUGCUUGACCCUUUACGUCAGGAGGUUCUUCCGUUUGUUGAACAAUUGAGGCUACAGCUUCCACACAAGGCUCAACCAAAACUUCUUGGUGGUGGUGAUGAACAAGAUUUGCCUGUUCCUGAGGGUGGUGAAGGUUUACCUUCCGAGCUUCUGCUUCCGUUUGAGUUUCAAGUGUUGGAGAUUGCUUUGGAAGUUGUGUGUACUUAUCUGGAUUCGAAUGUUGCUGACCUUGAGAGAGGUGCUUAUCCUGUGUUGGAUGAGUUGGCUAGGAAUGUUAGUACCAAGAAUCUUGAACAUGUUAGAAGCUUGAAGAGUAAUCUUACUCGAUUGCUUGCACGUGUACAGAAGGUGCGAGAUGAAAUUGAACAUCUGUUAGAUGACAAUGAAGACAUGGCUCAACUAUAUUUGACAAGGAAGUGGUUGCAAAAUCAACAACCUGAGGCUCAGUUAGGAGCUACGACCUCAAAUAACCUUUCAAUUGUUCGACGACUUAAUUCUACCAGAAGUGGAAGUGUUGUGACUAGCAAUGAUGAUAAUGAUGUGGAGGACUUGGAGAUGUUGCUUGAAGCAUACUUUAUGCAGUUGGAUGGAACUCGUAACAAGAUAUUGUCUGUUAGGGAGUAUAUUGAUGACACUGAAGACUAUGUCAACAUCCAACUUGAUAACCAUAGGAAUGAGCUUAUCCAACUGCAGUUGACAUUGACUAUUGCAUCAUUUGCUAUUGCUAUUGAGACAUUGAUUGCUGGUGCAUUUGGUAUGAACAUUCCAUGUUCAUUAUACGAGAAAGACGGAAUUUUUUGGCCGUUUGUUGGGACUAUCACUGCAGUUUCCGUAUUCCUUUUCCUGCUUGUUUUAGCAUAUGCUAAAUGGAAAAAGUUAUUGGGAUCGUAA
Molecule: messenger RNA, 1260 nt
Organism: Vicia faba (fava bean)
Lineage: Eukaryota; Viridiplantae; Streptophyta; Magnoliopsida; Fabales; Fabaceae
Source: the annotation of a GenBank genome assembly